This is a messenger RNA of Linum tenue, 2109 nucleotides long. Lineage: Eukaryota; Viridiplantae; Streptophyta; Magnoliopsida; Malpighiales; Linaceae. The record is from the annotation of a GenBank genome assembly.
AUGGCCACAUCCCAGAUGCCGGACAGAUUCGACCUCCACACCACUUGGUACGAAUCCUCUCUCAAAUCCGUUUCCCAAUCCGCCCACAUGCUCUACACUUACCGAAACGCCAUCCAUGGCUACGCCACUCGCCUGACUCUCGCUCAAGCCAAGAUGCUCCAAUCCCAGCCAGGGAUCCUCUCCGUCAUCCCCGAGUCCCGGUACGAGCUCCACACCACCCGCACCCCUGAGUUCCUCGGCCUCGAUCGCGCCGCCGACCUGUUCCCCCAGGCCAACGUCCUCGGCGAGGUCGUCGUCGGCGUGCUCGACACCGGCGCCUGGCCCGAGAGCAAGAGCUACGACGACACUGGAUUCGGACCUUUGCCGGGAACCUGGAACGGGCAGUGCGAGUCCGGAACGAAUUUCACCGCCGCCAACUGCAAUCGGAAGUUGAUUGGGGCGAGGUUCUUCGCCAAAACUAAGGAGUCCAGAUCUCCCCGUGACGACGACGGCCACGGCACUCAUACUUCCACCACUGCCGCCGGAUCCGCCGUCGACGGGGCCAAUCUCCUCGGUUACGCCACCGGGACUGCUCGAGGAAUGGCGACUCGUGCUAGGGUCGCGAUUUACAAGGUAUGCUGGGUUGGGGGAUGUUUCAGCUCCGAUAUCCUCGCCGCCAUGGAUAAGGCGAUCGAGGACGGAGUCAAUGUCCUGUCCAUGUCGCUCGGCGGAGGGACCUCUGACUACUACAGGGACAGUGUUGCGAUUGGAGCUUUCUCGGCUAUGGAGAAAGGGAUCUUGGUCUCUUGCUCCGCUGGAAAUGCUGGGCCGACUGCUUACAGCUUGUCGAAUGUGGCGCCGUGGAUUACCACCGUCGGAGCGGGGACAUUGGAUCGGGAUUUCCCUGCUGUUGUCAGUCUGGGCAAUGGCAAGAACUACUCUGGCGUCUCGCUCUACAAGGGCGCCGCGUUGCCCGCGAAGCUCUUGCCGUUCGUCUACGCCGGGAAUGUCAGUAACUCGACCAAUGGGAACCUUUGCAUGAUUGGCACUCUGAUUCCGGAGAAAGUGAAGGGGAAGAUCGUGUUCUGCGAUCGUGGAGUGAAUGCCAGAGUCCAGAAAGGAGCCGUGGUGAAAGCCGCCGGCGGAUUGGGGAUGGUUCUGGCCAACACGGAGGCCAACGGCGAGGAACUCGUCGGCGACGCUCACUUGCUGCCGGCGUCCACGGUGGGCCAGAAGACAGGCGAGACAAUCAAGAGUUAUCUGCUCUCAGAUCGGAACCCGACGGCGACGAUUUUCUUCGAGGGAACGAAGCUGGGAGUCGAGCCGGCGCCGGUGGUGGCGGCCUUCAGCUCCAGAGGCCCCAACUCAAUCACCCCGGAGAUCCUCAAACCCGAUGUCAUCGCGCCCGGCGUCAACAUCUUAGCGGGCUGGACCGGCGCGACCGAUUCCCGGCGAACCGAGUUCAACAUCAUCUCCGGCACGUCGAUGUCCUGCCCGCACGUCAGCGGCCUCGCCGCCCUCCUGAAGGGAGCGCACCCGGAGUGGAGCCCCGCCGCCAUCCGGUCAGCGCUGAUGACGACUGCUUACGUCACGUACAAGAACGGGCGCAAGCUUCAAGACGUGGCAACGGGCAACGACUCUACGCCGUUCGAUCACGGCGCCGGCCACGUGGACCCCGUGGCGGCGCUCAAUCCGGGGCUGGUAUACGAUCUGACGGCCGAGGAUUACCUGGGCUUCCUGUGCGCCCUGAACUACACGGACACGCAGAUCAAGAGCGUGGCGAGGAAGAACUAUACGUGCGACCCCAGGAAGAGGUACAGUGUGACCGACCUCAACUACCCUUCGUUCGCGGUGAACGUCGGGAACUUGGUGAUCAAGUACACGCGGACGGUGACCAACGUCGGUCCUGCGGGAACUUACAAGGUGUCGGUCACACCGAAUCAGACCCCUGGAGUUAAGAUUACGGUGGAGCCCGAAACGCUGAGUUUCAGCCAGGCAGUGCUGAAGCGAUCCUAUACGGUGACGUUUACCGCGAGUUCGCUGCCGAUCAGUACAAAUCGUUUCGCGCGGUUGGAGUGGUCGGACGGGAAACACGUCGUUGGGAGUCCCAUAGCCGUUAGCUGGACUUAG